CCACCGUGACGCGCCGUAAUGUCAAAAGCGCCGAAAUAAAAUCCUUUGGAACCUUUGAUACUUAACGGGAGAUUUUUUUGGUAUUUCGGCGUGUUGGCAUUACGGCAACAUAUUUGUGCUUUUUUUGUCGUUAAUUUAUUUUCUAAUUUGUUUGCUAGAUCAGGUAAUUGUAAAAUGCCGUUGGAUAUUACUCAAGAAAAAAUUGAACAAUUUAUUGCCGGUCAAUUAGGUGAAGAAGGCGAAACUGAAUUUUUAAAAAGAAUUGUUUCGUCCAAUGAACGAUCAGAAACUGAACGGAUUUUGGCUAAAGUUCAAAUGAUUCAGGGAGAUUUGAAUACACGUCUUAGACAAGGAGUAGAAGAGAAUUAUCCUCGUUUACUGGAACAAGUUUCUGCAAUUGAACAUUUGGACAGUGCCCACACCCAUUUCCAACAUGAAAUGGAUUCUGUAACGAAAAAAUUUGAUCAAAUAGCAAAUGAAUUGCAAAACAAGUUGGAUAAUGUCCGUUCAAGUGUUCACGCAAUUGCUAAUUUGACAAAAAUGUCGCGUCUUUUGGGAGAUGCUUUGAGAUGUCAAGAAUUGGUAAAUUUAUGCAAAGAAGAAAAAGAUUUGUUAAAAAAGGCUGAAUAUGCAACAGAAUUUGUCUCACUAAUAAAAUCGAAUGAUAAACUUUUAAAGUUAAAAUGGCUUCAUGAAAGCUGUCUAUUCAAACGAGAAUUAAUUGUUUCAAAAAUACGUCAAGAAUUGUUUGAACAACUUCGAUCUUCUUUAAGGUCACUUAAUGCUGGCGUUGUUAAUUCUACAAUGAAAGCAAUGCAAAAAUUGAUAGACAAUUCAACAGUUUAUCAAAAAGAACUUUCUUCAUUAAUGGACGAAUCACUUCGUGAACUUGAUGGACUUUUCCUACAAUUAGGUACACAAUCUAAUACUGAAAAGGCUAGCAAAUUUUUGCCUCAAUUGGGAACAAAAUUGCACAGUCAAAUGGAACAAUUUCAACUUUUAGGCACUGAUAAUGCUCAACAUUUUGCUAGACUUGUUGGAAAAGUGAUUGCUAACAGAGUCCCGGCAAAUGCUCCAUAUGCAAUGCGUUUAGUUCAAACAAUUUAUAAAUCUUUGGGAUCACAUUCAGAUUCUGUUGCUAAUGUUAUUAGAGAUGCUUUACAUCCAUUAAAGACAAGUAUUCACAGUCAAUCACUUGCUAAUUUGUUUGCUGCAAUUGAUGAAAUUUUGGAACAAGAUGAAAAAAGAGAGGCUAUAAUUGUUGAAAAGUUAAAUGCAGUAUUGCGUGCAGAAUUGUCAAGUGUCAAUUGGGAUAAAGAUUUGCAACGUGAAAUGGAAAUAAAUAUUGGAAAAGCAUUAAAGUAUUUAGCAGUAAAAUUAGAAAAUAAUUUAAAAUUUGGAGAAGAAGAAGAAUUGAGGUUUAUUGGAAGAGUUUCUAAAACACAACUUCAAAAUUAUUUAAUUUUAAAUAUUGGAUAUGAAAUGACUAAAUAUUGGCCUAAUUUGUGUACUCCUUUUAAUUCUUUGUUGAAACCUGCUUUGGAAACUAUUGUAGAUGCAAUGCGUGGACUAGUUUCUUUAGUUUUGGCUUCAAUGCAUGAAGAAGAUAUGUCUAAUGCUUCAGCCAGUUCUUCUGAUUAUAUUAAAGAACUUUGUGGUCAUUUAAGAAUUUUCCGUCAGCAUUGUAUUCAAUUAAAACCUUUAAAUGAAUCAUUUGAUGUAUUACCCUCUUUUAUAAAUUUUUGUAUUGAACAAUAUUUGCUGCAUAUUUCUCUUAUACGCCCACAAAAAGAAGUCAUUUUAAAAAGAUUUGUUAAAGAUUUUGAUUAUUUAUGUAAAAAUGGAUUGCAGAUUUUUGACUGUAAAUAUUCCAAAAUGUUAAAUUCAUCAAAUCAAAUAGUAAAUUUUCUUCAGUCAAUGCCUACUAAAUUUGAAGAAAUUUCUAAUGUUAUGGAAGAAGAACAGAAACAAGCAGGGGCUUUGACGUAAAAUUGUUUUUCUUUUCA
This is a messenger RNA of Meloidogyne enterolobii, 2006 nucleotides long. The record is from the annotation of a GenBank genome assembly. NCBI's taxonomy places the organism in Eukaryota, Metazoa, Nematoda, Chromadorea, Rhabditida, Meloidogynidae.